This is a messenger RNA of Acanthochromis polyacanthus (spiny chromis), 1878 nucleotides long. It is a transcript of the gene scn1bb, whose product is annotated as sodium channel, voltage-gated, type I, beta b. The record is from RefSeq and is a predicted model, not a curated record. Lineage: Eukaryota; Metazoa; Chordata; Actinopteri; Pomacentridae. Gene Ontology annotation, biological process: cardiac muscle cell action potential involved in contraction; sodium ion transport; regulation of heart rate by cardiac conduction. Gene Ontology annotation, cellular component: voltage-gated sodium channel complex. Bases 698 to 1363 code for a protein of 221 amino acids. The transcript has 6 exons. Gene Ontology annotation, molecular function: sodium channel regulator activity.
UUACCGCAGUACUCCUGCAGCAUCCAGACCAGCCGCUGUGGCGCAGAAACAAACACGACGGAGCUCCGAGGAGGAUUUCUCUCUUCUCCUGUCCGCCUUUCAUGCGAGCUCCGGCGGGUUUCUGUGCGAUGCCAGCGAGGAGGAAACAUCUGAGCUUCCAGCACGGAGUCCUCAGAUAGGAGACAGCAGGACAGGACGGAGGAUCGAGGACUGUGGUGUCCAUCAGCUGCAGCAGAGGAGGCCUUCAGACCAUCACACCUCCAGCCUGCUCCUCAUUCUGGUAGCUUCUCAUCUUCCACCACACAAAGCAUGCACAUCAGCCCCACGUUCUCCUGCACGGAGGAGUAGCUGCACAUCUGGAACAUCUGGAACAUCUCAGACCUCAGGGAGAAACAGAUCUCAGGGCGUGGAGAUCUAAAGGAGCCACUUGACCAUCGACAGUUCAUUUCUACUUCAGGUUGAGGGAGCAAUAAUUCGAGGCAAUAAAUCCUCGUGGAACCAAAGACCAGAGGAGGAACGUUGCAGAAGAAGAUGAGGCCUGUUUGCACUUUAUGAUUUAGCUGAUAGCCGCCUCUCAGUCUGUUCAGCGUCAGGUAGAGAAGAAAACCUUCACAGCAUCGAUUUGAACACCUGGAGCUUCUCGGUUUGACUGUUUCUGAAGCUCCUCGACCAGAAAAGCGUCUUUUCUUCCACCAUCAUGGCUUCUUCUCACCUCCUGCUGCUGACGCUGUUCUGCGGCCUGUUCGUGUAUCGUUGCCAUGGCGCCUGCGCCGAGGUGGACUCGGACACGGAGGCCGUCGCAGGAAAAGGCUUCAAGCUGGGCUGCAUCUCCUGCAAGAGGAGGAGCGAGGUGGACGGAGCCGCCACCGUGGAGUGGUACUUCAGACCCAAAGGGGAGGCCGACUUCAUGAGGAUCUACACCUACAACGAGGAUGGGCCCACCAUUGAGCACGACCACUUCGUGGAUCGCGUCGACUGGAACGGAAGCAAGCGGAGCAACGACAUCCAGGACGCUUCCAUUUACCUGCUCAACGUCACCUUCAACGACUCGGGAACCUACAGCUGCUUCUUCAACCGGAUCCUCUUCUACGAGAACUACGAGUACAACACCGUCGUCACCAAGGUGGUGCACCUCACAGUGGUGGCUAAAGCCAGCAGAGGAACGGCCUCCAUCGUCUCAGAGGUCAUGAUGUACGUGUCCAUCAUCGGCCUGCAGGUCUGGCUGCUCAUAGAGAUGAUUUACUGCUACAGGAAGAUCGCCGCCGCCGGAGAAGAAGCGUUACGAGAGGCAGCAAAUGCUGAAUAUUUAGCGAUAGCCUCGGAAAGUAAAGACAAUUGUGCAGGGGUGCAGGUCGGAGAAUAGCACAGGCUUCCUUCAGGGACUGACAACAUCCUUCCACCCUCUGACCUGCAUGACCUGGAGACGAACUUCCUCCUCAUCUCAAGCCUCCGUUCUACCUUCUCCUCCACAAAGACCACUGGUGGAUCUACAAAGAGAGCAUGGUACCAGCACUGUAUAUAAAAUCUGCGCGCAAAAGCAUGUUCUGCACUUACAUGAGAAAACAUUAUGCAUUAAUGAGCCACACUGUCGAAAGCAUAUACUGUACAUACAGUGUUCCUCCGAGUAUAUGUAGUCACACAUUUAUAUGAAAUGUACGCGGAGCCGGCUGGACUCCGUCACGUUUGAUUGUACAAGAAAGCUUUUUACUAAACCGUCGCCACCUAAUGUAUAAACGAGACACACGACAUGUACUGUACGGUAAAGUUCUUUCUAAAAUAGAAUGUGAUGGACUAUGAUAGACUGUAUUUCCAGUUCAAUGCUAGUUGUACAUUCAGUGUAAAGAUGUACUAAUAAAAACAAAGAAAAUGUGGUGGAAA